Messenger RNA from Girardinichthys multiradiatus, 892 nucleotides. It is a transcript of the gene cskmt, whose product is annotated as citrate synthase lysine methyltransferase. The record is from RefSeq and is a predicted model, not a curated record. The coding region runs from base 61 to 828 and encodes 255 amino acids. Lineage: Eukaryota; Metazoa; Chordata; Actinopteri; Cyprinodontiformes; Goodeidae. The transcript has 2 exons.
ACGAAGAAUUGUGGUGAGAGUGAGACCUCUGUGCUUGAGCGCUGCAGGAAACAAACCAACAUGUCUGCUUUUACAAAGUCGUUCGUCAGCUUGGCUCGCAGAAGAGUAUUUUCCAGAAGUAUAAGGCAACAUUCAUCUGUGACAACUGAGCUGAUGGAAAACAUGGAUAAGAAAUCAGCGUGGGACCGCUUCUACUCUGAGACCAGCAGCAGGAAUCCAAACUUUAAAAACUUUGAGUGGUUCUUCGGCUUCGAUGCUGUGCAGGACUUCAUCAUGCCCCUCCUGCACACUGCGUCUCGUCCACACUCUCCUCUCCACGUCCUGGAUAUGGGGUGUGGCACAUCUGCACUGGGCCCCUGCAUCUACAGAGACUCGGUCCUGCCAGUUCGAGUCACAUGUGCCGACAUCUCCCCUGUAGCUGUACGGCUAAUGAGGGAACAUGUUCAGGCUGAAGCUAUUCAGCCUCACGAUGUUUCCUCUCACAUUGAGUUUUUAGAACUGGACUGCACACAGCUUGACACGUACUACGGUUCCAACAAUCUGGAUCUUAUUGUUGACAAGGGCACCACAGAUGCCUUGUUGAGGUCCAAGGAGGGGACGGAGAAGGCUGGCUUGGUGCUGAAACAGUGUCUGAGGGUGUUGCGGACCUCAGGAUCCCUGCUCCAGUUCUCAGAUGAGGAUCCUGAUGCCAGACUUGUGUGGUUAGAAACAGCUGCUCAGGAUCAGGGGCUGGUGGCAGCAGAUGUUGGGGUGCAGGAGGUUGGGGUGUUAAGGGGUGUGUGUUACUACUGUUACCAAGUGACUCUUCAUCAGGAUGUAAACAAAUGAAGUUUUUCCACCUCUGGAAAGUAUAAACGAGUUUAUUGUUAAAUAAAUGUUUAGGCAAGUCAUA